UUAAGUACAUAAUAAACAUUUUUAAAAGUGAGGUUAAAUAGAAUUGUUUGUGUCAGUUGUCAAUGUUUAUUUUCACAAAUAUUACAUUUAUUUACGCGUUUUAUGAUUGUCGAUAAAUAUGUCAGACUCCGAAGAUGAUUAUAUGUCCUUUAAGGUCCUUGUUGAUUGUCAAGAAGAUGUUAGGCCGAGUUUACUGUUCAACCGAGAAAAACGCAAGCACGAGUUAUUCAAGAAAAAGCAAGACCCAGUUCCACAGAAGCGACAGAAAUCCUUUCACGAACUCGAAAGGGAGAAUCGUGACAGAGGUUUAAACACAGCCAUUUCAACAGAAAACAAAGGCUUUAAACUACUGGAAAAAAUGGGUUUCAAACCUGGCGAUGGUUUAGGAAAAAGCAAGGCAGGCCUCAAAGAACCAAUCGACAUUGUUUUAAGGCAGGGCACCUCAGGAGUAGGGCGGGAGUCCCAUAUAAAAGAAGUGCAAAGCAAACGAGUACAACAUAAAAUUAAUCGGCUAAGGACCUGUCAGAAUCAAUUUAGGUUGGCCACUAAGGAAAGAACUGCUCUAAAUUUACUUAGGAAGGAUUUUUAUAAGGCACAAAGGAUUUGUGAGGAACUGGACUUUCGUAUUAAAUUGCCAGACCCAGUGGAGGAGUUCUACUGGACAAAGGAAACGAUAAAAAAGCGAAGAAAGCUGGACAAAAAGGAAGCUGACAGUGGCACAGAGAGUAGUGAUGACGAGUUUGAUGAAGAAUUUGAGCAAUACAUAACUGAAGAUAAUUUAUCAGCCUUAAUUGAUUAUAUAAGGAGUAAACACUUGUACUGCUUAUAUUGUGUUAUAACAGGCACUGACGAAGAGGAUUUAAGAGAGAAUUGUCCUGGCCCUUACCGAAGAGACCAUGAUGAUGAGUUAGAGUAAUGUUUUGUUAUUCAAUUAUAUUUUUUUGAGAUUGUGAGUUAUUGAUUAAUAA
This is a messenger RNA of Brassicogethes aeneus, 968 nucleotides long. NCBI's taxonomy places the organism in Eukaryota, Metazoa, Arthropoda, Insecta, Coleoptera, Nitidulidae. The record is from the annotation of a GenBank genome assembly.